Molecule: messenger RNA, 677 nt
Organism: Notothenia coriiceps (black rockcod)
Lineage: Eukaryota; Metazoa; Chordata; Actinopteri; Perciformes; Nototheniidae
Product: tyrosine-protein kinase RYK-like
Exons: 6
Source: RefSeq, a predicted model, not a curated record
GCCUGGAUGCAGAGCUGUACUAUGUGCGAGAUGACGUGGUGAAUCAUUACGCGCUCUCCUUCACCCUGCCUGUGCCCAGUGAGACCAACAGCCUGCACUUCUCAUGGCAUUCCAAGACAAAGGUCGACUACCGGCUUGGCUUCCAAAUGGACAACGACGUGGCCAUGAACGAACCCCGAAGCAACAUCUCCAUUCAGGGGGAGGUGCCCCGCGUUCCCUCUGUCUUCAGAGUGGACCUCUUCUGUUCGGGCAGGGUGGAUGGAGAGGCUGUGUUAACAGUGCAGCUCAAUCUGACCAUACGUGCCAACAACUACACAGUGCUCAACUUCAAGAGGAGGAAAAUGUGCUAUAAAAGAAUAGAUUCUGACCCAAAGUUUCCUCUCAGCAAUAAAACUCAUCCACAGCCUGAAUAUGGUGUGACCGCCCCCACCACUUCCACCCAGGUGUUCUACAUCAGUGUGAGCGUCUGCUGCAUUGUGAUCUUCCUAGUGGCCAUCAUCCUGGCCAUCCUGCACCUGCACAGCAUGAAGAGGGUGGAGAUGGAGGACAGUGUGAGUGACAGUGGGAGCUCGCAGGGCCUGUCUCAGCCGUCCACACAGACCACACAGUACCUGAGGGCGGACACCCCCAACAACGCAGCCCCCGUCACCAGUAAGGCAUUUUACUCUUUCUUCUAA